AUGAGUAUGAAAUAAUAAACAUGACCAUGCUGGUGACCUUAGUAAUAUUGUUUUUGUUAGGUUUUCAUCUUCAUGCAUCUUCAAAUCCUGUUAAAAUUAUCCAUGUUGACAGAAGUGGAGUGAAUCCUGUUGUUAGACGUGGAGGAGGGGGCGGCGGUCAUGGUGGCGGUGGAGGGCAUGGUGGUGGAGGUGGUGGUCAUGGUGGCAUUGGUGGAGGUGGUGGUCAUGGUGGCAUUGGUGGAGGUGGUGGUGAACUUGGUGGUCAUGGUAGUCGUGGUUAUAGAGGAACCGGUGAAGACACAGGACUUGUGAUCCCAGUGUAUGCAAGCGGUCACCGGACGCGUAGAGUGCACCAUGGUCGGAGCCAUGGCGAGCAUAACUCCACUAGUCUUGCCCAAUUGGUUUCUACUGUUUUGGCCUUGGUCCUGUUAUUAACAUAUUGCUGCUAAAGCUUGUAUGACAAAUUAAUUAGCUUUUUUUUUUGUUAAUGAUAUAUAUAUCGUAUGUAUUGUUUUUUUUUUCUUUAAGUUUCUAUAAUAUAAGAGCAUGUUA
Molecule: messenger RNA, 552 nt
Organism: Helianthus annuus (common sunflower)
Lineage: Eukaryota; Viridiplantae; Streptophyta; Magnoliopsida; Asterales; Asteraceae
Product: holotricin-3
Exons: 2
Coding region: 21-449 (142 amino acids)
Source: RefSeq, a predicted model, not a curated record